AUGAACUCCCAGGGUGCCACUAUACGCUGGACUUACUUCCAGUCGGCUCUCCAGCUUGCCGUACGGCGUUCGUCUAGAAAAUGGACAUAUGAAGACUUUGCGGAAUGUUUUCCUACGUACACUAGCGAGGAUAAAGAUGGGUCUACAGCGAUCUUCAACCAAAUAUCGGAUUAUAUCGAAUCACAAUCCUUCCGAGACUUGGACAAACUAUUUCAGACUUUCAAUGUCCAAGAGAAUAUCGAUACUCUUCAUCGCAUAAUCGAAGAAUCUAAAGAACGGAGCCAGCGGAACAUAGAAGUCAAAGACAAGUGGCGAGAGGACCUGGAACCUAGAGCAGCUAUCGCUGCACGGACUAUACCAAAACUUGAGGAGGAAAAUAAUCGACUGCGAGAGAUGCUGUCCCAGAUUGAAGCAGAGAACAACGCAUUAACCUCUCAGUUGCAAGAGAGAGUCAAAUGGUCUGAUGAUUCCGAGGAGAAAGUACUACGGCUCCUCGGAAAACUUGACGAAGUUUUGGACAAAUGGCAAGAACUGCCGUCUAACGAAUUAGAAAACUGGACGAGGCAAAUGAUGGAAUCGACUAAGAUUGUCAUGUCCACAUAG
Molecule: messenger RNA, 603 nt
Organism: Desarmillaria tabescens
Lineage: Eukaryota; Fungi; Basidiomycota; Agaricomycetes; Agaricales; Physalacriaceae
Exons: 5
Coding region: 1-603 (200 amino acids)
Biological process (GO): chromosome segregation
Cellular component (GO): MIS12/MIND type complex
Source: RefSeq, a predicted model, not a curated record